CUCCGAUACAACCUAUCAUUUCUCCGCCACAUUGAGAGGUCAGCGGUCAGCCAUUUACAGCCAUAUACGCCACUUUGAAAUCUUCAAAAACUCCUUUCUCACCGCUCAUAGGCCACUCUCUCUCCUCCCUGCUCUCUACGUCUCCCUCCCCCUCUCUUCAUUUGGCUCUACAUCGAAAGGUGGAUACUGGAACCUCAAUCCUUUCAGGUUUUCACACACAGCGGCGUAGAUCGUAGAUCAGAGAGGAAAAGGCAUGAUGACUGAUCAGCCACAAUACCCAAGGGUUGCUCAGAAGGUAGCUGGCAAGCUCCUUCUUAGAUCUAGCCCAGUUCAAGAUUUUCGGACUUAUGAGAUAGGUUUUCAGCAGCCUUCUCUUUAUCAGAGGAAAUUCCAUUAUGGGAAUUACACCAAUACUGCAUUGCAUUAUUCUAUGUUGCAACCAUGUCGAGCUACACAAGAUCUAUCCAUGGUUGCAUCGAAUGUGUCUCCUGUUUUUGUCCAAGCCCCUUCAGAGAAAGGCUUUGCUGGUUUUGCCAUUGAUUUUCUCAUGGGUGGAGUCUCCGCAGCUGUAUCCAAAACAGCUGCUGCUCCAAUUGAGCGUGUGAAGCUUUUGAUCCAGAACCAGGAUGAAAUGAUUAAGAGUGGUAGGCUGGCCGAACCAUAUAAGGGUAUUGGUGAUUGUUUCGGCCGAACAAUCAAGGAAGAAGGGUUCGGUUCAUUAUGGAGAGGGAACACUGCUAAUGUCAUUCGUUACUUCCCAACUCAGGCUUUGAACUUUGCAUUUAAAGAUUACUUCAAGAGGCUGUUCAACUUCAAGAAAGACAGAGAUGGUUACUGGAAAUGGUUUGCUGGCAACCUGGCGUCAGGAGGUGCAGCUGGUGCUUCUUCCCUUCUCUUUGUCUAUUCCCUGGACUAUGCCCGUACCCGUUUAGCAAAUGAUGCAAAGGCCGCGAAAAAGGGAGGCGAGAGGCAAUUUAAUGGCUUGGUUGAUGUCUACAGGAAGACAAUAGCAUCUGAUGGUAUUGCUGGGCUUUAUCGUGGAUUCAAUAUUUCAUGUGUUGGGAUCAUUGUGUAUCGUGGUCUUUACUUUGGAAUGUAUGAUUCCUUGAAGCCGGUGAUCCUUACCGAGAAGUUGCAGGAUAGCUUCUUUGCUAGCUUUGCCCUUGGUUGGGUAAUCACCAAUGGUGCUGGCCUUGCAUCCUACCCACUUGACACUGUUCGCAGAAGAAUGAUGAUGACAUCAGGUGAAGCGGUUAAAUACAAAAACUCGUUUGAUGCAUUCUCUCAGAUCCUGAAGAAUGAGGGUCCCAAGUCUCUCUUCAAGGGUGCGGGUGCAAACAUUCUCCGUGCUGUUGCUGGUGCUGGUGUCCUUGCUGGUUAUGACAAGCUGCAGGUUAUCGUUUUUGGAAAGAAAUACGGAUCUGGUGGUGGUUAA
Molecule: messenger RNA, 1435 nt
Organism: Ilex paraguariensis (yerba mate)
Lineage: Eukaryota; Viridiplantae; Streptophyta; Magnoliopsida; Aquifoliales; Aquifoliaceae
Source: the annotation of a GenBank genome assembly